GUUUUGAAAUAAAAAACUCUUGAAAAGCUCAAAUAAAACGUCCUUUUUCCAUUAAACGACGAUGGCAUUAUUCUAUACCAAAAUCUUUUCAUCAUGUUUGUUCUUAAAACUUUGUAUUCUUAUAUCUUACGUGAAUAUAAUUAAUUGUAAUGUAUUGGUCGAGAUUGCAAAGCGCAAUACUCCAUGUUCAAAUGAAACUAUCAAUUAUUUCAUUGAAUUUGUUCGUGAAAAAUAUGGUUUCGAUAUGAUUGACGUUCGUUGCUACCCACAUCUCGAAAAUUAUCCACAAAUUCCUGGUGACCAAUACGAUAUCCAAAUUUUAUACAGUGAUGAAUUUAGUUCGGGCCAUUAUACAGUCGUUUUUUAUGAUCCCAACUAUCAAACUGUUUAUAUUUAUGACAGUAGAAUUACUGUGAUGGAAUAUGAAGUAACUGGACAACGUUUAUCAAUCAUUGAAAAACGCUAUCCAAUGGCAAAAAUAGUACCUGUCAUACCAAAGGUCGAACAAUACGAUGAAAUAUCCAGCGGGCUAUUUGCUAUUGCAUACGCAACAACAUUGAUCUUGGGAGAAAGUCCAGCAAAUUAUAUUUAUGAAAUGAAUCCAAGACACUCUGAUAAAGCAAUUAAUUUGCGUAAACAUAUUAUCAAAAUGUUUCGAACAAAAGAAUUAUCCGAAUUUCCACGAUGUUCUCGUCUGGAUAUUGAUUAUAUUUCUGGACCUCUAACCGAUCUCAAUCACAACGUAUUGGAGGAGCUCACGACACCAAAUUACUGCUUGUCUGGUUUUACGGUUAAUCUGUUUAGUAAUUUAGUUGAGGCGACAACCGAUUUUAAUUUGCUUCCAGUUAAUUUUAUUCACUAUCCCGAACUAUGUCCCAUUCAUGAUGAGACAAAAAAUGACGUACAAAUUUUAUUCCAGUUACACGAUGGUGUAGGGCACGUACAUACCAUAUUUUAUAAUGCUGCAAAUAAAACGGUGAUUGUCUAUGACUAUGAAACUGUUGACAUGAGUGUGGGUAUGCAUGUUAUAAAUAGACGCUAUCCAAACCAUGAACAUAUUACGUUUGUUGAUCGAAAAACAAAACAAGUUGAUGAAACCUCAUGUGGACCGUUUGCUAUUGCGUAUGCAACCACAUUGAUCAUGGGCCAUGAUCCCGAAAUUUAUGACCUUAAAACGUAUUCAAAACCUAACGAAUUAUUCGAUCAUUCGGCCACUUUUCGAAAACAUAUUUUAAAAAUGUUUCGAGCAAAUAAAUUAUUGCCGUUUCCACAGUAACAUGGGAUUUACGUUCGUUAGGGCCAUUUUAACGAUAAAUAAUUUUAGUUUGGAUAAAUUGACCAACAUUUUCAACCGAAUUUUUUUUAAAACAAAAAGCUUUCAUUGUAAUAGGGUUUUUAAAAUGAAUAUUCAUAUAAUAAAAAAUAGCUAAUACAGUGAAAA
This is a messenger RNA of Contarinia nasturtii (swede midge), 1441 nucleotides long. RefSeq lists its product as uncharacterized. Bases 62 to 1276 code for a protein of 404 amino acids. The record is from RefSeq and is a predicted model, not a curated record. Lineage: Eukaryota; Metazoa; Arthropoda; Insecta; Diptera; Cecidomyiidae. The transcript has 3 exons.